This is a messenger RNA of Harpia harpyja (harpy eagle), 2849 nucleotides long. RefSeq names its product Ras association domain family member 9 (gene RASSF9). The transcript is spliced from 2 exons. The record is from RefSeq and is a predicted model, not a curated record. Gene Ontology annotation, biological process: signal transduction. Lineage: Eukaryota; Metazoa; Chordata; Aves; Accipitriformes; Accipitridae. Bases 366 to 1688 code for a protein of 440 amino acids.
CCCUGCUUUUCCCAUUUGCUGCCUGGUGCCCUGAGGGCGACGAGGCUGAAAGUUUAGCAAGUUCUGUGCAUAACUUCACAUCAGAGGAGCAAGUGCGUAUUUCCACCCCCCCCACACACUCCCUCCUUUCUUUUUCCUGCUCCUAAACGCCUCCUUCAAGUUUGCAGCUGGGCAGGACUCCAAAGGUGCAGCAGCAGCAACAAGCCGGAGUUCAAAGUUAGCAGUAAAUUGCACAACUUCCAGCUCAUCGCUACGCUCAGUGACUAUUAACAAGCUGGAAGGCGCUCAGGGAAAAAAAUAGGGGAGAAGGGAACACCCUCGAAUUCUUUGGGGAUCGCUGAUGUUAUGCUUCUGCCGCUGGGAUCAUGGCUCCCUUUGGAAGGAAUUUAUUAAAAACCCGGCAUAAAACCAGGUCUCCCAACAAGGACAUGGCUUCAAAUGAAAGAGAGAUUGUGGUUUGGGUUUGCCAGGAAGAGAAGAUUGUAUGUGGCCUGACAAAGCGCACAACUUGCGCAGAAGUGAUUCAAGCACUGCUUGAGGAACAUCAGGCAACAUUUGGAGAGAAAAAGGUCCUUUUUGGAAAACCUAGUGAUUACUGCAUUGUAGAAAAAUGGAGAGGCUCGGAGCGAGUACUUCCUCCCUUGACAAAGAUUCUGAGACUUUGGAAGGCCUGGGGGGAAGAGCAGUCUAAUUUGCAUUUUGUGUUGGUAAAGUCAGAUGCUUUCCUCUCAUUUCCAUUGUGGAAGACAGCUGAAGCUAAGGUAGUACAAAAUGUAGAAAAACAGUGGGACCUCAGUCCAGCAAAUUACAUGAAGAUGUUGCCAAUAGACAAGCAAAAGAAAAUUGUGAGGAAGACUUUCCGGAAACUGGCCAAGCUUAAACAGGACAGUGUUCAGCAAGAGAGAGAUAAUAUGGAGACACUGAUUCAUCUGAUCAUUUCUCAAGAUCAUACCAUUCAUCAACAAGUCCUUAGAAUGAAGGAAUUAGAUAUGGAAAUUGAAAAAUGUGAAGCAAAAUUCCAUCUAGAUCGUGUGGCCAAUGAUGGAGAAAACUAUGUGCAGGACUCCUAUUUAAUGAUCAAUCCAAGUGAGGCGGAGCAGCAAGGGAGUAGACCAGAUGAUCAAAAAGAGAUGCAUGACUAUUUCAGCAAAAGCGAGGGAAUUUUACAGGUUGAAGAGAGACUGAAACAUCACAAACAAUUGAUAGAGAAGCUGUGUGCUGAAAUUGAAAGAGAGGUACAUGGUAUAUGCACAGAAAAAAAUGGAGAUGAUGUUUGCACAGAAGGAGCUGCUAAUCCUGAACUGGAAAACUCAAAUUUGGAAAGUGUAAAAUACGAGCUGGAAAAAAGUAUGAAAGAUGGUCUGAGAAUCAACUCAUACCUGAGCUGCAUUCAGAAAGAACUUACAUACAGGGACUCACUGCUUCAAAAGAAGGAAAAAGAAUAUGAACUUCUUACAGAAGAAUUUAAUUUACUACACGUUAAAGACAACACUGAAACUAGGCUGCCAUCAAAUGAAGAGCCAUCCAAGGGCAGUGGCAUCUCCAGUAACAGCAUUGCUGUUCCUGACUUUGUUCACAGAGUGACUAAUCUGGACAUAAAUGAUACAGACUCUGACACUGGAAUCAGCUCCACACACAGUCAGGACUCUGAAAUAACUUCAGGGGACAUGGUACUGUUGUCAACAUAGUUGAAAACAGUCACGCAUUUACAAAAAGUCAUAUUUUGGAGGAUAUUUAUAAGAAUUAGUAAACCUUGUUGUCUUGAAAGUUCAGCCCUUCAAGACGUUAAAACUGUGGCACUGCUUUAGCAAAGUAAACAGCAUCUAUUUAUGUGCUUAAUAGUAUACUUGUGCUUAAAUGCAUGGGCAGUCUCGUGGGUUAACUGCUAAUAGGUGCAAGGUUGUUGCCUUUGCUAAACCAGGACAGACUGUUUAAACCUUGUAAUGUUGGUACUCGGUGAAAAAGAAGCAUUCUGACUGGCUUGGACCAAAAGUCUGGACAUUUGAUAUCCCCUAAUCUUUGGGUCCACUUCUGCAUCUCUCUAACUUUUUAGAAAUGUGAAUCAGAGAUUAGACCCAACUAGACGGAGAGCUUGAUUUUCUGUUCCGUUACAUUAGCUUUAUUCAGCUGGAAUUUCCCCGCCACGAAGCUGCUGUAAAGGAAUGUAUAAUCGAGCAUGUAAUCUGUCAAAAAAUAGUUUUUAUGAUAUUAUAGGACAAAAAAAAUGCAGUUGCAUUUAUGCUGUAUAUUUAAAUUUAGUUUUGAGUUAUCAGGAUGAUAUUUUCAAAAACACCUAAGUCCCAUUUAAAAAAUUACCUUACAUACAUAGGGUUUUAAUUUCCAUUCUCUUUCAGCAGUGUUUAACUGCUUCUAAGAUCCUUAAAACCCCUACUUAUCUGCUGUUACCCUGUAGUUGCCCCAGUGAUGCUUAAGUCCACAUAGUUCCUGCCAGCGGGCAUGUCAGAACUGCCUACGUCCUGCUUGUGCGAGACGCUCAAAUCCCAAGCUCACGCCUAACCCUAGGGGCAUUUUCAGCAAGGCUUUCUCCUGCCUAUCUCACCAGUCAGAUCCAGUGUCUUAGGCUUCCUCAGAUCAUGACUACGAAAUAAAGCGUAACAGAAGGGACAGGCAGGAGCCAGACAUUUUUGGCUCUGGCUAGACACUGUUUCCCAAUAGCCAGGUAGUUACCAUUUUCACAUAGCAGGUAAGUUGUCAAAUCCCGUCUCACGCUGUUUUGGAGCGAGGAUAUGGACCUGUAAAUCCUACUUCCUCAGUGAGGACUUUGGGAUACAGCUAAAGCUGAUCCACUUUCUAUAGGUAAUUAAAUAUUGGGCCCCAGGAAAAAAAAA